AUGGUGGAAGCUUUAGACACCGUUCCCAUGGAAAAGAGCCCAUCUUAUUGGGAAGAAAGGAAAUCUCAGUUCAUCUUAACUACAGAUCCCAAGAUCGCUAAACAAAAGGAUAAGAAGGAUACGUAUAAACGUUUCAAAUAUUUAUUAUCCUUGACGGACUUGUUUAGACACUUUAUUAGCAUAAAGGCCAAACAUGAUAGCAAUAUACAAAAGUUAUUAAGAGAAAUUGAUCUAACAAACAACAAUAGUAACCCAUCAAAGAAAGAUAAAUACGUAUCACGUCAUCAUAGGAAAUCUGAAAAGGAGGAAGAUGCUGAACUGAUGGCUGAUGAGGAAGCGGAAGGCGAAGGUACCAUUGAAGAUGAAGAUUUUGUUAGUGAGUCCCCUGCCUUUAUUAAAGGUGGGAAGUUAAGAGAUUAUCAAGUGCAAGGUUUAAAUUGGUUAAUAUCGUUACAUGAAAAUAAACUAUCAGGUAUUUUGGCUGAUGAAAUGGGACUGGGGAAGACGUUACAAACAAUUUCCUUUUUAGGUUACUUAAGAUAUGUCAAGAAAAUUGAUGGUCCAUUCUUAAUUGUCGUUCCUAAAUCUACGUUAGAUAAUUGGAGAAGAGAAUUUAAUAAAUGGACACCAGAGGUAAAUGCAAUCGUUUUGCAUGGUGACAAAGAGGAAAGACAUAAAAUCUUAUAUGAUAUUGUAUUAGAGGCAAAAUUUGAUGUCCUUAUUACAUCGUAUGAAAUGGUCAUCAAGGAAAAAAAUGUUUUGAAGAAAUUUGCCUGGCAAUAUAUUGUCAUCGAUGAAGCACACCGUAUUAAGAAUGAACAAAGUCAACUGUCUCAAAUUAUUAGAUUAUUCUACUCAAAGAACCGUUUGUUAAUUACAGGUACUCCUUUACAAAAUAACUUACAUGAACUGUGGGCAUUAUUAAAUUUCUUAUUACCAGAUGUAUUUGGUGAUUCUGGAAUCUUUGAUGAAUGGUUCGAACAAAAUAACUCUGAGCAAGAUCAAGAAAUUGUUGUUCAACAACUACAUACAGUUUUAAAUCCAUUCUUACUCAGAAGAAUCAAAGCUGAUGUUGAAAAAUCAUUACUACCCAAGAUUGAAACCAAUGUUUAUGUCGGAAUGACUGAAAUGCAAGUCAAAUGGUACAAAUCCCUUUUAGAGAAGGAUAUUGAUGCAGUAAAUGGUGCUGUUGGUAAGAGAGAGGGUAAGACACGAUUGUUAAACAUUGUUAUGCAGUUAAGAAAAUGUUGUAACCAUCCAUACUUAUUUGAAGGUGCCGAACCUGGUCCCCCAUACACAACAGAUGAACAUUUAGUCUUCAAUGCCGGUAAAAUGAUUGUAUUGGAUAAACUAUUGAAGAGAUUAAAGGAAAAGGGAUCCCGUGUGUUAAUCUUCAGUCAAAUGUCAAGACUAUUAGAUAUAUUGGAAGACUAUUGUUUUUUUAGAGGUUACGAAUAUUGUAGAAUUGAUGGGUCCACUGCCCAUGAGGAUCGUAUUGAAGCCAUUGACGAAUACAACAAACCCAAUUCUGACAAGUUUGUGUUUUUGUUAACUACACGUGCCGGUGGGUUAGGUAUUAAUUUGGUUACUGCAGAUACUGUUAUCUUAUACGACUCUGAUUGGAACCCACAGGCUGAUCUGCAGGCAAUGGAUAGAGCUCAUAGAAUUGGUCAAAAGAAACAAGUUACCGUGUAUAGAUUUGUGACAGAAAAUGCUAUUGAAGAAAAAGUUAUUGAACGUGCAGCUCAGAAAUUGAGAUUAGAUCAGUUGGUUAUUCAACAAGGUACUGGUAAGAAAACAGCAAGUUUGGGAAGCAAUAAAGAUGAUUUGUUAGAGAUGAUUCAAUAUGGGGCCAAAAAUAUGUUUGAGAAUAAGGAACAACAGAUUACAAAGGAUGCUGAUAUUGACGAAAUUUUGAAAAAAGGUCAAUUGAAAACAAAAGAAUUAAAUGCCAAAUAUCAGGCCUUAGGUCUAGAUGAUUUGCAAAAAUUUAAUGACGUAGACAACCAAUCUGCUUAUGAAUGGAACGGUAAGAAUUUUCAAAAGAAAGAUACCGAUAAAGUGGUUAAUUGGAUUAAUCCCUCCAGAAGAGAAAGAAGACGAGAGCAACAAACCUAUUCUGUUGAUGAUUACUAUAAGGAAAUUAUCGGCGGAGGUUCAAAGACAUCAAAGUCAACCCCCCAACCUAAAAUCCCUCGUGCACCUAAACUUAUACAAGGCCAGGAUUUCCAAUUUUUCCCCAAAGAAUUGGAAUCAUUGCAGGCAAAGGAACAAUUAGCAUUUAAAAGGAAAGUUAAUUAUAAAGUGACCUCAUAUGAUGUUACGGGUCAUGCAGAAGAUGAAAGUGAUGAUGAUGAAUAUGAAGUGGAUGAAAAUGAAGAGACUCAAGAUAACGAAAACAAGAAACAGAAACUGUCAAAGGAAGAAAUAGAUAAGAAAAUCAAAGAGGACCAAGAGGUUAUAGACAAUGCUCCUGAAUUUACAGAAGAAGAUGAACAGGAGAAGCAAAAAUUAAUAUCAGAAGCGUUUAGUAAUUGGACAAGACGUGACUUCGUCGCUUUCAUUAAUGCCUGCGCAAAAUAUGGCAGAGAUAAAAUGGAUAUGAUUGAGAAGUCAAUUGAAAAUAAGACCCCAGAAGAAGUAAAAAAAUAUGCAAAAGUUUUCUGGGAAAGAUAUGAAGAGAUACAUGGCUAUGAGAAAUAUAUAAAUACCAUCACUAAUGGGGAAAAGAAGCAUGAGAAAUUAAGACACCAAGAAGAACUAUUGAAGAAGAAAAUAGAACAAUGUCAAUACCCACUCCAUGAGAUGGUAAUCCAAUAUCCGCCAAACAAUGCAAGAAGAACAUAUAAUACUUUAGAAGACAAAUUCAUGUUAUUGAUGGUCAACAAGCAUGGACUAACUUCUGAGAAAUUGUACGAAAAAUUAAAACAAGAAAUUAUGAUGAGCGAUCUAUUCACCUUUGACUGGUUCAUUAGGACUAGAACAGUACAUGAAUUGUCAAAAAGAGUUAAUACUCUUCUAACUUUAGUAUCGAGAGAAUCAGAAUCACCAGAUGCUUGGAAGAAAAAGAGAAAUAGAAACCAAACCAAAGAGGAUAGCAUAUCGCUGAACGACGCCAUCAUGGUCUCUAAUGCCGACGAGGAUGAGCAUGUCGAUAAGCUACCGAGAGUUGUUCUUCAGUAA
Naumovozyma castellii is the source of this 3183-nucleotide messenger RNA. It is a transcript of the gene ISW2, whose product is annotated as DNA translocase. The transcript has a single exon. The record is from RefSeq and is a predicted model, not a curated record. The coding region runs from base 1 to 3183 and encodes 1060 amino acids. NCBI's taxonomy places the organism in Eukaryota, Fungi, Ascomycota, Saccharomycetes, Saccharomycetales, Saccharomycetaceae.